AUGAAGGAACUUUAAAAGGAAUUUGAAAAUCGUGGAGAGAAGCAGAGAUAAAAAUUUUUGAGACAUUUAUAUGGGAUGCUUGAUGUACUGAUAUCUAAUAUUAGAUAGAAUCCCAAAAAUGAAUAGAUCAUAACAUGGUGUGAACAUGGGUUUGUAAUAUAGAAUGUCGAUGAAUUUAAAACCUAAUUGCUCCCUACCAAUUUCAAACACAAUAAUUACUAGAGUUUCAUGAGAUAACUCAAUAAAUAUGGAUUCAAAAUAAAAUCUAAAGAAAAUUAAAAAGCUUAUUUCACUCAUCCUACAAUUAGGGAGUAAAAGAGGGAAACAAAGAGAGUUUUGACCAUCAAGAAGAAUUCUUAGAAAUUGGAUUACAAAAAUGAAUUAAAAAUUUUAAAGGCACAAUUAGACGAUCUCAAAGAAGGACAAAGGAUCUUAAAUAAGUAGUUUUAACUUUCGAUUAAAAUCAUGAUGAAAUUACAAUCCCAUUAUGCUCGAUUGAAUAUGAUGACUUUGCAUACAGUUGGGUUUGCAAACAUUUUUGGGAAUCUCAUGUACACAAAUCAUAAGAAAAUAUGGGGAAAUAUAGGAGGAGACCUUUUCCAGUUCUAACUAAAUUCAAUAGUCCAAGGGUUCCCUGAACUUCUGGAUACAAAGUUACAAACUCCCAUAAUGAGCAACUUAGGAACUCCAUUGCCUUUUUAUCAAUUUUUUGGCUAGAUGAAGGAAUUCACAAACUUACUUCUUUAGUGA
Paramecium tetraurelia is the source of this 750-nucleotide messenger RNA. RefSeq lists its product as uncharacterized. Lineage: Eukaryota; Ciliophora; Oligohymenophorea; Peniculida; Parameciidae. Gene Ontology annotation, molecular function: sequence-specific DNA binding; DNA-binding transcription factor activity. The transcript has 3 exons. The record is from RefSeq and is a predicted model, not a curated record. Gene Ontology annotation, biological process: regulation of DNA-templated transcription.